GGCAACGGCAACGGCGGCGAUGGCUACAACUGCACUACACUUCAGAGCAGCUGGACCUGGAGAGUCGAAGACUCGGCGCCCGCGUUUUAAGAGUUAAGCAGCGCCUAGAGCUUCAAACAUUCACAAUCGAACGAACGAAUAAAUUUAAUAUUAAAGCAACGGGAUUCGUAGUCAGUAAUCUAAUUAGCGCGACAGCGUGUGUUACCAGUCUCGCUCGACGGCCAAUUGAUCAUAACUUUGUAUCGUCGCUUUUUCUAAUAAAAUGAAAAUGUUGAGUCUAUGUCGGCAGUCGUUCGUCGUCGUGAACGCGCAAAAGAUAGGUACAAAAUGUUUUGGGACUAUAGUACCCACUACAAAAGUAAAGGAAUUUCCAUUGGAAAACGAACCUAUUUUAUCUUAUAAGAAAGGCAGCAAGGAACGUGCAGAGUUGGAGAAGGCUUUGGAUAAGAUGACUUGCGAAUGCGAAGAAAUCCCAUUAGUUAUUGGUGGAAAAGAAAUCAAAUCGAAUGUCGUUAAAUAUCAAGUUAUGCCACAUAACCAUCAACAUGCGGUAGCAAAAUAUUAUUAUGCCACGCCAGAUCUGAUACAGAAGGCUAUCGAUGCCUCCGUUAAGAUGCAACGAGAAUGGGAAAAGGUUCCAUUUGAAAAAAGAUUUGAAAUAUGGCUGAAGGCAGCAGACUUAAUGUCAACAAAGUAUCGACAGCAAUUGAAUGCUGCUACAAUGCUUGGUCAAAGCAAAACCGCCAUCCAAGCAGAAAUAGAUAGUGCAGCCGAACUUAUUGAUUUCUUUAAAAUUAAUGGUUAUUUUCUCAAAGAGGCCUUAAAAUAUAAGCCUAUUUCUCCAAAUAAGGAGACUUUAAAUUCAAUGAGGUAUCGAGGAAUGGAUGGAUUUGUUGCAGCUGUUUCUCCGUUUAACUUCACUGCCAUUGGUGGUAAUCUUAGCUAUACACCAGCUCUGAUGGGCAAUUCAGUUUUAUGGAAGCCGUCUGAUACUGCUGUCUUAUCCAAUUGGUGGAUUUAUAAAAUUUGCAGAGAAGCUGGAGUUCCAGAAGGAGUUGUUAAUUUCGUUCCUGCCCAUGGGCCAGAUUUUGGAGAUACGAUCACUGCUUCGCCUUACUUAUCCGGGAUUAACUUUACAGGCUCUGUAGCUACUUUUAAUCGUCUUUGGUCUCAAGUUGGAAAGAACAUUAAUAAGUACAAAAAUUAUCCAAAAAUGAUUGGAGAAUGUGGUGGUAAAAAUUUCCAUUUCGUACAUCCAAGCGCUGAUCCUAAUUCAGUGGUAAUGGGUACUAUCAGGAGUUCCUUUGAAUUCAACGGUCAAAAAUGUUCAGCGUGCAGUAGGAUGUAUGUUCCUGAAUCUUUAUGGUCAGAGAUCAAAGCUGGACUUUUGUGUACUCGUGAUAAGUUAAAAAUGGGAGACCCACGAGAUUUCUCUAUGUUUCUUGGAGCUGUAAUCGAUGCAACAGCUUUUAAAAGGAUUACUGGCUACAUCGAACAUGCUAAAAAAUCACCCGAUCUUGAAAUUAUUGGUGGAGGUGGCUACGAUGAUUCGUGUGGUUACUUUAUCGAACCAACCAUUGUACAAACUAAAAAUCCUAAAGAUAAGAUUAUGACAGAAGAAAUUUUUGGACCUGUACUAACGAUUUAUGUUUACAAAGACUCGCAACUUGACGAGACCAUGAAAUUAGUCGAAUCCUCAACGCCUUAUGCUUUAACCGGGGCAAUAUUUUCUCAGGAUGAAAAAUGGGCAAUACGCGCUCUUGAAGAGUUUAGAUAUACUUCUGGUAAUUUUUACAUAAAUGAUAAAUCAACUGGAUCAGUUGUUGGUCAACAACCAUUCGGUGGUAGUCGUAUGUCUGGAACAAACGAUAAAGCUGGCGGUCCUCAUUACGCUUUGAGAUGGGCAUCGCCACAGUCUAUUAAGGAAACCUUUGUACCUUUAAAGGAAUACGAUUAUGAUUAUAUGCGUUCGUAAACAUUUUAAUUAUUUAAAUGAAGAAUUCAUUUGCAAUAGAGUAAUUUAAUGUUUGAGUGGACCAUCGGGCAUGCCAGAUUCUUAUCUAUAAUUUAAUGCAUUUGUUAAUACAAAAUGAGAGAGUCUCUAACUUUGACAGUAUAACUGCAAUGCAGACUCGAAGUCUGAUUUUAUACUAAUUUCGGUAUUAAACUUACUGAUCUGAUUUUUAGAACAUUUUAGUUUAUUAUUGCAAGCGCCAAACGUUUUCAACCAUCGUAAAUGCUUUCUUUACAUA
Molecule: messenger RNA, 2252 nt
Organism: Ceratosolen solmsi marchali
Lineage: Eukaryota; Metazoa; Arthropoda; Insecta; Hymenoptera; Agaonidae
Gene: P5CDh1
Product: delta-1-Pyrroline-5-carboxylate dehydrogenase 1
Exons: 7
Coding region: 263-1975 (570 amino acids)
Cellular component (GO): mitochondrial matrix
Molecular function (GO): L-glutamate gamma-semialdehyde dehydrogenase (NAD+) activity
Source: RefSeq, a predicted model, not a curated record